Molecule: messenger RNA, 6599 nt
Organism: Rhincodon typus (whale shark)
Lineage: Eukaryota; Metazoa; Chordata; Chondrichthyes; Orectolobiformes; Rhincodontidae
Product: acetyl-coenzyme A synthetase 2-like, mitochondrial
Exons: 14
Coding region: 2856-4970 (704 amino acids)
Cellular component (GO): mitochondrion
Molecular function (GO): acetyl-CoA synthetase activity; AMP binding
Source: RefSeq, a predicted model, not a curated record
AAGUUUGUUCCAUUAUAAAUGAGUUACAAUGCUUGAUAUAAACAAAUGCACAAUUCUUCCACACUGUAUUUAUAUAACAAAUCCAGUUGAGUUUCUGGUCAAUGGUAACCCCCAGGAUGUAAUAGUGCCUUGAAUGUCAAGGGGCAGUAGGCAGAUUUGUCUCUUAUUGGUCAUUGCUUGGCAUUUGUGUGGUGUAAACUUUACUUGCCACUUUUCAGUCCAAGCCUGAAUAUUGUCCAGGUCUUGUGCAUUUAGAUAUGAACUGCAUCAGUAUCUGAGGAGUCAUGAAUAGUGCUGCACAUUGUGCAAUCAUUCACAAACAUGCCCACUUCUGACCUUUUGAUGAAAGCAAGGUCAUUGUUCAAGAAGUUGAAGAUGGUUGGGCCUAGGACACUACCCUGAAGAACUCCUGCAGAAACCAGGAGCUGAGAUGACUGACCUCCAAUCACCAAAUUCAUCUUCCUAUGUGUCAGGUAUGACUCCAAUUAGCAAGGAAUUUUCCUGAUUUCCACUGACUCCAGUUUUGGUAGGGCUCCUCGAUGCCACACUCAGUCAAAUAUGACGUUGAUGUCAAGUGCUAUCACUCUCACCUCACCUUUGGAAUUCAGCUCUUUUCUCCAUGUUUAAAUCAAUACCCUAAUGAGGUCAGGAGCUGAGUGGCCCUGGCAGAAUUCAAACUGGACAUCAAUCAGCAGGUUAUUGCUGAGCAUGUUCUACUUGAUAGCAUUUUACCAGUAUUGAGCGUAGACUGAUGGGACAAUAAAUUGGCUGGAUUGGUUUUGUCCUGCUUUUUAUGUACAGGGCAUAACUGGGCAAUUUUCCACAUUGUUGGGUAGAUGCCAGUGUUGUAGCCGCACUGGAACAACUUGGCUAGGGUGACAAGUUCUGGAGCACAAGUCUUCAGUACUAUUGCUGGAAUAUUGUCAGGGCCUAUAGUCUUUGCAGUAGCCAGUGCUUCCAACUGUUGUUGCUUGAUCUCACAUGGAGUGAAUUGAAUUGGCUGAAAAUUGGCAUCUGUGAUGCUGGGGACAACCAGAGGAGGCCAAGACUGAUCACCCACUUGGCACUUCUGGCAGAAGAUUGUAGCAAAUAUUUCAGCCUUGGCUUUAUAUUGAUGUGCUAAGUUCUUCCAUCAUAGAAGAUAGGGAUAUUUGUGGAGUUUCCUCCUCCAGUGAGUUGUUUAAUUGUUCAUUACAAUUCAAGACAAGAUGUGGCAGGAUUGCAGAGUUUGGGUCUGAACUGUUGAUUAUGGGAUCACUUAGCUCUGUCUAUCACUUGCUGCUUAUGCUGUUUGGCAUGCAAGUAAUCCUGUUUGGUUCAUUUUCAGGCAUGCUUGGUGCUGCUCCUGGCAUGCCCUCCUGCACUUUUUAUUGAAUCAGGGGUGAUGCCCUAGUUUGAUGCUAAUGGUAGAUUUUGGGAUAUGCCAGGCUGUGAGGUUACAGAUUGUGUUGGAGUAUGAUUCUGCUGUUGAUUGGCCACAGUGCCUCAUAGAUGUCCAACCCUGAGUUACUAGAUCUAUCCAAUUGAGCAUGGAUAGCACCACAGAACACAAUGAAGAGUAUUCUCAAUGUAAACACAGGAGGACUCAAGAGGACUGCAUGAUGAUCACUCUUACCGAUACUAUCCUAUAUCUGUGUCAGGCAGGGUAGUGAGGGAAGUCGGAACUUGGUAAUCAAUAGAAGGUUUCCUUUCCCAUGCUUGAUCUGAUGCCACGAGACUUCAUUGUCCACAGUCAAUGUUGUGGAAUCCCAAGCCAACUCCCUCCUGACUGUAAACAACUGUGCCACCAUCUCUGCUGAGCCUGUCCUGCCGGUGGGACCAGUACAUAUCUAAGCAUGGUGAUGGCGGUGUCUGAGACAUUGUCUGUAAGAUAUAAUUCUAUGAAUAUGACUAUGUCAGGGUGUUGCUUCACCAAGUGUGUGAGACAGCUCUCCCAAUUUUGGCACUAGCCCCUAGAUGAUAGUAAAAACGUAAUGAUCAAAUCACCAUAGCCCUACCAGAUAUACAGCUGCUUUCCCAUUCGAGAGAAAUGACUGGUGGUGGUUUAACCUGAGGGUCACCAUUGCCUCAGGAGAGAGGAGAGAUUGAGAAGUAGAAUCCUUCACGGUGAUGUCAACCGGUGCAGGAAUUUAACCCAUGCUGUUGGCAUCAAUCUACAUCACAAACCAGCCAACUGAGCUAACUGACACUACCUCGAAUGUUAGUAAGGAGGAAGUUGCAGGGUCAACAGGGCUAUUUAUGCUCUUGUCGUUUCCCAGGUCUAGGUUGAUGCCAGGUGGUCUGUCUAGUUUCAUUUCUUUGUGGAGAACUUACAACUGAGUGGCUUGCUAGGCCAUUUCAGAGGGCAGUUGAGAGUCAACCACGUUGCUGUGGGUGAGAAUUGCAGAUUUCCUUCCUGGAAGAACAUUGGUGAAACCACAUGGGUUUUCCCAACAGUCGACACUGGUUUCAUGGUCCCCAGAACAUUCCCUGGGUCUGUGGAUUGAUAAUCUAGCGAUAAUAGCUUUGGGCCAUCUCCUCCCCCGAAACAAAGUUGCUUUGUGAUGUCAACUUGCUCUUGUGACUUCAGGCGUGUCGAUAAUCCAUGCAUUUCAGCUCCCCUCACACCAUUCUUCUUUCUGCAGUAUGUCUUGCAGAUCCCUCGCGAUCCUUACCUCCAGAGGGCCUCUUUCAGCUCAACCUUCUUCAUGUUGCACAGCUUCCUCUUUUGGGCAGGACUCUGACCCAAUCUGCGUGGAAGGCAGCUUCACUUUACAAGGAAUCUUCCCCAGGAAUCUCCGCCCAGCGCUGACUUGCACAUUGCUCCCUCCCAACAAGACAGUGUUUCGGCAAACUCUCGUGACAGAGUCUGGGUCAUGGCAGCGAUCGUGGGGGGCAGCCGCCUGCUACGGAUUCCCUUCCGACGCUGCCCACUACCCUCUGCAUGUGUCAACAAGAGGACUGCAGUCAGGGCGAGGGGUUGUGCCCAGGGCUUGGACCCGAACAAGAUCCGAACGUUUCACGCGACUUCUCCAGCCCCUAACAUCAGCUCAUUCCUGCCAGAAUCCAGCUCCUUCUCUGGGGUAAAAUCUUACGCCGAUCUGUUGGACUUCGCCAUUAAAGAUCCCGAAACUUUCUGGGGGACCCUGGCCAAGAAGAGACUCUUGUGGAACCGGCUCUUUCAGCGGGUUCACGAUUGUGACUUCAGCAAAGGCUCCAUCGCCUGGUUCCGGGGAGGACAACUCAACGUGUCAGUGAAUUGCUUAGAUCGUCAUGUCAACCAGUAUCCUGACCGAGUGGCUUUGAUCUGGGAGAGGGAUGAACCAGGCACCGAAAUAAGGGUUACAUACAGGGAACUUUUGGAGACCACAUGUCGACUGGCCAACACUUUGAAGCGUCAUGGGGUGCAGAAAGGGGACAGAGUUGCUAUCUAUCUCCCAGUAUCUCCCAUAGGUAUAGCUGCAAUGUUGGCUUGUGCUAGGAUUGGUGCUGUGCACACAGUGGUGUUUGCAGGUUUCAGCAGCCGUGCGCUGAGUGAAAGGAUCUCUGAUGCCCAAUGCAAGGCUGUUAUCACCUGCAAUCAAGGAGUACGUGGUGGUCGUGUUAUUGAGCUAAAGAAGGUGGUGGAUGAGGCUGUAAAGUCAUGUCCCACAGUAAAAUGCAUCUUUGUGGCACAGAGAACAGACAGCAAGGUUCCUAUGAGCAAUAUCGACAUACCGCUCGAAGAAGAGAUGGAGAAAGAAGAGCCAGUAUGUGAACCUGAGUCCAUGGACAGUGAGGACAUUCUCUUCUUGCUGUAUACUUCUGGAAGCACGGGAAAACCCAAGGGUCUGGUCCAUACACAAGCUGGUUAUCUGCUGUAUACAUCUAUUACCCACAAGUAUGUCUUUGAUUAUCAAAAAGGUGAUAUUUUUGGCUGUAUGGCAGAUAUUGGCUGGAUUACGGGGCACAGUUAUGUGGUCUAUGGCCCACUUUGCAAUGGAGGCACCACUGUGCUAUUUGAGAGCACUCCUAUCUAUCCGAAUCCAGGUAGAUACUGGGAAACUGUGCAGCGGUUACAAAUCAAUCAGUUUUAUGGGGCUCCAACAGCCAUUCGUCUGCUACUGAAAUAUGGAGACAGCUGGGUGUCCAAGUAUGAUCGAUCAUCCUUGAAAACACUAGGCACGGUAGGGGAACCUAUUAACCACGAGGCCUGGGAGUGGUUUUGGAAGGUUGUGGGAGAUGGCCGAUGUACACUUGUGGAUACCUGGUGGCAGACAGAAACAGGCGGUGUAUGCAUCUCUCCACGGCCUUCAGAGGAAGGAGCAAAGAUUUUGCCUUCUAUGGCUAUGAGACCAUUCUUUGGGAUACAGCUUGCUAUAAUGGAUGAGAAAGGUAAUCAGAUGGAGGGAGAUGAUGUUACUGGUGCUCUCUGCAUUACAAAGCCUUGGCCAGGCAUUGCCAGAAGUAUCUAUGGGGAUCAUCCCAGAUUCCUGAAUUCAUAUUUCAAAAAAUAUCCAGGAUAUUACUUAACUGGUGAUGGUGCACACAGGUCAGAGGAAGGCUAUUACAAGAUUACUGGCCGUUUGGAUGACAUAAUUAACAUCAGUGGCCACAGGUUGGGUACAGCUGAAAUAGAGGAUGCUCUGGCUGAACACCCUGAUGUGCCAGAGACGGCAGUGAUUGGCUAUCCUCAUGACAUGAAAGGGGAAGCUGCAUUUGCCUUUGUUGUUUUGAAAGAUACCUGCUCCAUUUCUGAACUGAUCAUUAAAGAUCUGAAAACAAAUGUUGCAUCUAAGAUAGCUAAAUAUGCUAUUCCUGAUCACAUCCUGGUUGUGAAGCGACUUCCCAAAACCCGAUCUGGGAAAAUCAUGAGGCGGGUGUUGAAGAAAAUAGCCACGGAUGAUACUUCUAAUCUGGGAGACCUGAGUACACUAGACGACCCUCAAAUCAUCUCAGAGAUCAUUGCAGCCUACAAGAAGUAUAAAAACGAUCACAUGACCAGAAAAUAAACAGUCAGGACUCCUUAAAUCAUAAAUCAUCCCACAAUUUUGACACACGUAACACCAACUGGUUGUAUACUGUUCAGGGUUAUGGUUUCUAUGUUGCACUUAAAAAAAUUAAUAAUGAUGACUUUAAUUAACAGUAUUUCUGAAUUGGUCCUAAAUGCGGAAGUCACUCCUUCUCAUCCCUAAUUUCCCCCUUGACCCUUCCGGAGAAAAUUGCAAUUACAUUGGUACAAGUGCCUGUACUGUCCCAGAUUCUGAUCGACAGUAUUCAGUCCAUUUAUACAGUUGAGGUAGCUGAUCUGUUAAGUCUAUUCCUUACUCUGAAAUGGCUGUUCUUCUCCCAUUUCUUGCUGCCUGGACUCGACACCAGAACCACAGUACACCAGAAUGCAAUGCUGUAUAAAUACAUGCACGUUCUAACCCAGUAAAACCAAGUAAUGAAAACAGCAAAAUAAAAGAAAGAACUGCAGAUGCUGGAAAUCUGAAACAAAAACAGAAAAUGCUGGCAAAACUCAGCAGGUCUGGUAGCAACUGUGGAUAGAAAGCAGAGUUAACAUUUCAGAUCCAAUGACCUUUCUUCAGAAAAGAACAUGUAACAGCAGUUUCUGAUGUGUAGAGAAAUGUGGAUGUGAUAACUAUUAUACUCUAGAAGAUAAAUGUUUUUGAACAGAGCCUAAAUCCAUACUUUCAGUGGGAGCUUUAUUUCAGUUACUCAUAUUCCAUUAAACCACAGCCAACAGCAAGCUCCCCUUGUUUACACAACCAAUUGACACUCAAUUAAACCAAAAUUAAUAUUUAAGGGUUAAUUAACCUGUUCUGUCAUCCUAUUGUGUCUUGGGCAUCCUUCGAAACUUAUUAGAUGAUAAAAUUCUGUUUUUUUCUUUUUAAAUAAAUCUAUUCAUAUAAUUAAAAAGAAAACUAACAAAAUACACAAAAAAACCAGCAUAUCAUGUUCCAUUCUUUUUCUUUGGGCAUUAAAAACUACAUGCGUCCUUUUUCCAGCAUGUACAAUGGUUUCUCAGUGCUUGCUCUUUUCUUUGUAAAACAACAAGAAAGCUGAGUGCUGCUAUCCAUCCAUUUCAAUUUGGAAAUUUCCCCAUUCUCCAGCAUGUUUUAAAACUGCAACAUUUAUCCUUAGAUAUUUUUCAUUUACACAUUUCAUUGAAUGCACAUUAUCCCACAGUGACUUAUUAUCAACAUUGCACUCAAUGGUAUUGCUGUUGAAUUACUUGAUAUUUUGCAAAGAAAAAUGUCAUAUGUAUCACCUCACCAAAUUUUCUGCCACUAAGUUACAGUUUACUACUCUUCUAAUCCUUUUAGCUUCCCCAGCUAAAGGACAACAUUUAUCUCCAUUUCCCAUGAGAAAAGUUGUACAUUCCCCAUCUAAGAGAUUUUCACAAGAAACAUCACUAAAAACAAGUGUCAUGUUCCUGGCAUCUCCCAAUAAUGGAAAUUUCAAAACACAAUUAUCCAUUUAAAAUUAUUUCAAUGUUUUGUUUGCCUGAAUAUUAUGUUCCACCUUGGGAUUUUUCACGUUGUACUUAAUACUAAUACUUCAAAAUUGGCAUCUGGCCUUGUUUGGCUGCCCACUCAAUUCAGCUGUCCAAAUAAAUUUCAAAAUUCCUUUUUUCA